CUACUGGGCUCUCCUUGGUUUCUCUGCUAUCCAACUGUCUCCUGGAAAAGCCUGUCAUUUUCUGUUAUUUUCUGGUCUCUUCCUCCCCUCUCAUGUAGCUGCACUUGGUACAGUCCAAGCCGGCUCUGGAGCUGGAAUCCUGUGGGACUGCAGCUCAAAGAGAGGAGGCUAUGAAAUACCGGCGGCAGCGGCAGCAGGGAUAGCCGGCACCCUUACCUGAUCCAUCUACUGCCCUCGUCUUGUGAGCACUGGGCCACCCAAGUGUUCCCCUUGAGGUUCUUGGAUCAAUGCUUGAGUAGGAUGUGAUAGGGGAUGCUCCUUGCAUAAGCUUCUCAGAUUUUCGGUUUCCAGAGGGAAAAGAGGGCAGCUUAAUGAGGAGGCCCUGACAUUGCCAGGUCUGUAAGUGUUUCGAAAUAGAUCCACGGAGUGCCACGGUCCCGCCAAUUGCAGCCUGCGCGUUCCCUUCCAGGGCCGUCUCAUUGCCUGAAGCAUUUCCCUGUUGAUUUGCGCACCUCCAUGGAUGGCAAGUACAAAGAGAUUGCUGAGGAGUUAUUCUGCCGCUCAUUGGCUGAUAGUGAAAUGCGCAGUGCUCCCUAUGAAUUCCCUGAAGACAGUCCCAUUGAGCAGCUGGAGGAGAGACGUCAGCGGCUGGAGCGUCAAAUCAGCCAAGAUGUGAAACUAGAACCCGACAUUUUACUCAGAGCCAAACAGGACUUCCUGAAAAUUGACAGUGCUGCUGACUUACAAUUGUUCAAGGAGCAGGGUGAAGACGUGGUGGACCAUCUCCCGAAGGAACGAGAUGUACUUCUGGAGAGGGAAUUCCAGAGGGUCACUAUCUCUGGAGAAGAGACGUGUGGGGUUCCCUUCACAGACUUGCUGGAUGCUGCCAAGAGUGUAGUGAAGGCCCUAUUCAUCCGGGAGAAGUACAUGGGGUUUUCUCUGCAAAGCUUCUGCAAGACCACUGCUCGCUUCCUGCAAGACCUUUCUGAAAAGCCCUUGGCUCCCAGGAUGUAUGAGGAGAUCCCAGAAACCCCUGUGGCAGCAGAUGCCCCAGUACACCCACCAUUUACAGACCAGCACCCUUAUGAGAAGUGUGACCCAGCAUCAAUGCCUGGGGAUCUUGGAUUUGGCCUCAAGAUGGUCAAUGGGGUGGUUCAUGUGUACACCAAGCAAGACAUCAUAGACAAGAGCACAGAACUGGAUUUACCUUACCCUGACCUGCAAGAGUUUGUUGCUGACAUGAAUGUCCUUAUGGCUCUCAUCAUCAAUGGUCCCAUAAAAUCCUUCUGCUAUAGACGAUUGCAAUAUUUAAGCUCUAAGUUUCAGAUGCAUGUCUUGCUGAAUGAGAUGAAAGAGUUGGCAGCCCAGAAGAGGGUGCCGCAUCGUGAUUUCUACAACAUCCGGAAGGUGGACACACACAUCCAUGCAUCAUCUUGCAUGAACCAGAAGCAUCUGUUGCGAUUCAUCAAACGGGCAAUGAAGAAGCACCUGGAGGAGAUUGUUCAUGUGGAGAAGGGCAAGGAGCAAACCCUAAAGGAGGUCUUUGAGACCAUGAAUCUCACAGCCUAUGAUCUCAGUGUAGACACACUUGAUGUCCAUGCGGACCGUAAUACUUUCCAUCGGUUUGACAAGUUCAAUGCCAAAUAUAACCCUAUUGGUGAGUCCGUCCUGCGGGAGAUUUUCAUCAAGACUGACAACAGGGUUUCUGGAAAAUACUUUGCUCAUAUCAUCAAGGAAGUGAUGUCUGACCUAGAAGAGAGUAAGUACCAGAAUGCAGAACUACGUCUCUCCAUCUACGGCCGAUCACGAGAUGAGUGGGACAAGUUGGCCAAGUGGGCUGUGACACACAAGGUGCAUUCCAACAAUGUGCGCUGGCUUGUACAAGUGCCACGUCUCUUUGAUGUAUACAAGACAAAAAAGCAAUUGGCCAACUUCCAGGAGAUGCUGGAGAACAUCUUCCUGCCUCUCUUUGAAGCUACAAUCCAUCCUGCAAGCCACCCAGAAUUGCAUCUCUUCUUGGAGCAUGUAGAUGGCUUUGACAGUGUGGAUGAUGAGUCCAAACCAGAACACCACAUCUUCAACUUGGAUAGCCCCUUACCAGGCAACUGGGUGGAAGAAGACAACCCACCCUAUUCGUACUACCUUUAUUACACGUACGCCAAUAUGGUGGUACUGAAUCACCUGCGCAGGAAGAGAGGCUUCCACACCUUGGUGCUGCGCCCCCACUGUGGGGAGGCUGGGCCCAUCCAUCAUCUGGUGUCAGGUUUCAUGCUGACAGAAAACAUAUCGCAUGGCCUCCUGCUGCGAAAGGCACCUGUGCUCCAGUACCUCUACUACCUGGCCCAGAUUGGCAUUGCCAUGUCUCCACUUAGCAACAACAGUCUGUUCUUGAGCUAUCACCGUAACCCACUGCCAGAAUACCUGUCCCGGGGCCUCGUGGUCUCCCUAUCCACAGAUGAUCCUCUGCAGUUCCACUUCACUAAGGAGCCCCUGAUGGAGGAAUACAGCAUUGCCACACAGGUGUGGAAGCUCAGCUCUUGUGACAUGUGCGAACUUGCACGCAACAGUGUGCUUAUGAGUGGCUUCUCCCACAAGGUAAAGAGCUACUGGCUUGGACCCAACUACAUGAAGGAGGGGCCAGAGGGCAAUGAUAUCCGGCGCACCAAUGUCCCAGACAUCCGGGUGGCUUACCGCUACGAGACACUCUGCCAGGAGCUGACUCUUAUCACUCAGGCUGUGCAGACGGAGGAGUUGGAGACCAUCCAGGAGGAGGACCCUCUGACUAUGAGCUCCAGUCUGGAUGCUCGCUGAAGGAUUACAAUUUCCUAUUUGGCUCCACCAAGGUGAAGCCGUUUUGCAGGCAUGAGGAGAACUUGGACACCCACCCACUCCUGCCCCAUGAACCCUUUUAAUUUCCUGUUGUGUUUCCAUUUCAAAGCAUACUGUUACCUUCUCUCUCUCUUAUCCUGGAAAAGCCUUAAUGUUUUGUUUGCACUUGGUAAUCAUUUCUUGGCUGCUACUACAUUGCAUUCACCUUCAUGAAGUGGAACUGCAGGAGAUCGUCUGUGGACAGGGGAUCAUCUGUGGACCAUGGGUUGUAAAUGAUUCGUAACUCCCACUGGAGUCUAGAAUGAGAUCUAGGGAAGGGGGAGAGAGAGAAAGAACUUUCUGCAAAUGGAUGGAAGAUCUGGCCGUGUUUUUUGUGAGUGGAGGUCAAAAGUAAUGGAAGAACUUGAGCUAGGGACCUGUGACAACUUAUAGAAUGUGUGCACACUUGCACGUAGGCAAAACAAAACACCAGUGAGUAAGCAUGUAUCCUGGUUAUGUUUGCAAUGAGAGACUGUGUAUUUGGUCAAGUCAGAAGCUAAAGCAUCUUAUGCCACAUUCUGCUGACUUACAUGUAUUUUUAUGUUAUGUCCUCUCCUUGGCUGUUUCUAGCUACUAUUUCCUAUUGGCCAGUAAAAAUACUUCUUUUCAGGCAACCUUUUGCCAUCAGCAUAACCUAUCACUACAGUUCCUAUCACACAGUAAAGCCGCUCACUGUGAGUGAAAUAUGGCCAAGAGACAAGAGACUUUGCCUUGCUUUUACCACUUCCUGAACCAGAGGUGGGCAAAGGUGGAAGGUCUGGUGACCAUUUUUGGCCUCCAAAACCUUCACUGAACCACCAUCACCCUGCAAAAAUAGCGUAAGAUGCUCUGUCCUUGAAAAAGACUAAACAUUGCUCCUGAAAUUGCUUCAGAAGUAGAAAACAUGAUUUCUAAUAAGUGGAAAUAAAAUUAAGAUAGAGCAGAUCAGGAAGUCUCUAAAAGGCUCUAUCAACCUUAAAAACGACCCUGUAGGACACGAACUGAUUGCAGGCUGCACUUUAUCUGCCCCUGCUCUAAACCUUUAGUCUCUCUGGCUCAGGGAAAGCCCUAGCCUUUGAACCCCAGCCUUAGGAGGUAGAUUACUGGGAGCAGAAAGGAGCAAACCUCUAUUCUUGCUCACUAUAAUAAAGAGAAACUUGUGUGCCAGAUAUCUGUCACUUUUAACCAUUGUGUUUCUUUUAUGAACCUCUUUGACAUUCUCUACAGUCAUGUAACAUGAGAAAUUGUUGCAUGUCUUUAUUAAUGCUGUGAAUGUCAGCUAACAGUGGUUCUGCAACUGAAGGGUUAAGGCUGCUUCCUUUAUAUCAGAUGCAACAGUUGAACCUUGGAACCAAGAUGCUUAUACAACGUGAGAGAAACUGCCUUUGUGCUAUGAGCAAAAUGGAUCUACUGCAGAAAACCUGUGAUCAUUUCAGAGUUUUGUUUUCUUUCAUAAACCCAACUUUAAAGCAAAACUUUGAAAAGUUACUUUUCUGAACUUUAGAUUCAAGAUCAUCCAGCUGUUAUGACCACUGGGCAGAUUCUGGGAAUUAGAGUCCAAAAUGUAACAUUUCCAAGUUCUGAUUUGCAUUGGCUCCAGUUUAAACAGAUCAGUGGAGGAGUGAGGAGGAAAAUGUGAACCCAGCUUUCCCUACAUUGGCACCUUCUAGAGCAGCUGGAAUACAGGACCCAUAAUCCCACAGUCAGCAUAAGAAUAUAGGGGCUGUAGUUCAACAACUUUGGAAGACAUUAGAUUAGGGAAGAGCAGUUUCAGUCAAUUUCCCUGAUCUAAAUUGUUCCUCCAAAAUUCUUUUAUGUGAAGAACAAUGAAUACAGGAGCCUGCAUUAAAUCUGUAAUGUUGUUUUCUGUUUUAAAAGACAGUAGCAGUUUGGAGAAAUGAACUGAGAUUUUUAUAAAUGGUGCAGAAGGAAGAGUAAUGAUAAUACCAGCACUACUGUUUGAAUAUUUCUCCCUGGAGCUGCUUUUAACACUUUUAUUUCCUUUUAAAAAAAAUUUGAAGGAUUACUCACCUCUCUGUUUGGGCCACUGGUUAUUGCCUGAUGCAUGUCUCUACAGGAAAUGGUUUGCACUAAUCUAUCCUCUAUCAGAAUAUAGGUUGCUUCCCAAUCACUUGGGACUGGGGAGAAUGUCUAGCUCUCUUCGUCAUGCUUGUACUCGCCACCAAGGCAACCUUCUUUUCUUGACUGUAGUAGGUUGAAGAGGCAACCUCUGGUCAGGUCUCUUUUUCUCCCUGAAUAAUGCAUAUAUAGACAGGUAUCUUCUUUCAAUCUUGGCAAGAAUAAAAGCCAUAGAAAUAUUUCAGUUUUCUUACCAGCAAAGUUGCUGCUGUUCUAGGAGCAGACUAAAGCCUCAUGUUGGCUGAUAUACAUCUGAAGAGGGAACCUGCAGCAGCAUCUGCCCUCUUCUGAAGCUGUGUGAUCAGGAGUCAGGAGACCUCAACUAUCUUCGCUUUGCAUGUUGAGUUUUGCUCAAUGAAAUGCUCAUAGCCAGUGUAAGGCCUUUCCUUUUAAGAGUAUCGUCCACAGGUUUCUGGACAGAUGAUUCACUAAUUUACAACUUUUUAAGCCUCACCAGUCUUUUCAGAUCAGCUGUAAUAGGGAAUUCCUUAUUCCCUCCUAGAGUAGGAGACUAGCUUUGUAGAGUCUUUGUGCCACUCAGCCCCAAAACAAAAGCAGCAGUCAUUUCCUAAAGGUUGCCUCCCUCUUGCCGCUACCAUGUCUGUCCUUGCAGUUUCAACUCAGUACAAAAUGCAUUUCGUAAACCUUUUGGGGACAACAGUGACAGAUGCUGAGGAAUGCCUCCAAAGUAAGCAGAGAACUUGCAGUGCCCUCCCUCUAGGCUGCUGUGGACCAAAUUCUCAAAAUCUGUCUUGUAGCCAGUGCCUUGUUUAGAGUUGUGCGUGGAGUGUGCCAAGACAGGGUAGAUCUUCCUCCAGUGUGAUUCUACCUCUGAAAUUGAUGUGUGCUUUAUAUUGUCUUGUGAGAGCGUACAUGCGUGUGGGAGCCCCCAUUUUACAGGGUCAUUGUCUGUCUGGCAUCCCACCUCCAUGGUUUGGGAGGGAGGAAAUCUUUUCUCUGCAUUUCUAUGCUUUUGUUUGAGAUCUUGCUGAGUACCAGGAGAGCCUGGGGUGGGAAGGUCUUGUAACCAGCAGGUGUGCCUCACGAAUCUGAACCACAAUGUUUUGGUCUCAAAAAGGGUCAUUUGUGAAAAAACAGUUUUAGUCUGGCCCAGCAAGUAGAAUAUAACUGUUCUAUGCUAAGAGCAUCCUGUCUCCCUGCACCAGUCCCAUCUCUGUCCUCCUUGCCAGAACCUGCCUUGCUUCUCUUUGGUACCUUGAAGGUAUGUGCGCCUUGUUAAUUUUUUGCUUUGUUGUCAGUGGGCGAUGGAACUUGUAUCCUGCUGACCAUCACUGUAUCCUUUUCAUUCUGGUAAUUCUGUGUCAUUUGGAUGACUUCUAUGCUUGUUUGUGCUGACAUGUGGUGUAAGAAAUCCUAUCAAGCAUCAGCAUGAUACAUCAUUAAAAUUAUUUAAUUAAA
Molecule: messenger RNA, 6405 nt
Organism: Anolis carolinensis (green anole)
Lineage: Eukaryota; Metazoa; Chordata; Lepidosauria; Squamata; Anolidae
Gene: ampd2
Product: adenosine monophosphate deaminase 2
Exons: 18
Coding region: 517-2811 (764 amino acids)
Biological process (GO): AMP metabolic process; IMP salvage
Cellular component (GO): cytosol
Molecular function (GO): AMP deaminase activity
Source: RefSeq, a predicted model, not a curated record